AUUUGGCAAGAGAAAUUUCACCAACCUUGGACAUUGGAAGGAUUGACAGAGCGAUAGCUCUUUCUAGAUUCAGUGAAUAGUGGUGCAUGGCAUUCUUAAUUGGUGGACUAAUUUGUUUGGGUAAUUCCAAUAACGAACAAGACUUCAACUUAUUAAUUAGGUGCUUCCAUUAUGAAUACCAACUAUGGACAAUUAUUUUCCAGCUCUCCUACAGCCUUACCCAUUAUCCUUCUAGAUAGGUUAUAUAAUAUUGAGAAAGCAAAUUAUAAUGGCAAUUAAUAAAUUUUGUUCCAGGUACAAAUGACUGAUGCUUUCCCUAAACAGAUAUGCAAACAGUGCUUCAAUCAGUUAAAUGACAUUUUCGAAAUGGCUGAUAUGUGUAGUAUCUCACAGCAGAAGAUGAUAGCUCUAACUGAUAAUGAAAUAUUUAAUGAUGAAGAAUUAAUGACUGUUUUGGAUGAAAAUGGUGAAGAAGUUGUUUUAGGAUCUUCAGUCAAAAACAUUUUGAAGGGGUGUUGUCCUUUAUGUAAUGAAGGAACUUUGAAAAGCGGGGAACAUGCUGCCAAAGAUGAUGAUUUACUUUCUAUACAAGGAAUAGAUUCAAUAGUAUUAGGUGGUCAUGUAAAUAGAAAUAAUUCUAUUGAUAAAGUUAGUGAUGUCUUUUCGGAAAGUGAAUUUACUUCAGAAAAUGAUACAGUUAAAAGAAUGAUAGAGAUUAGGAAUGAUAAAAAAAUGAGUGAGAUUGCUUUUUCAAAAGUUAAUUGUGACACUUCCGAUUUAGAUUCAUUAGCUGAAUCCUCACCAUCUCAAGUUUUUAAUAAAGAAGUAGAUCCUCUUAAAAUUGAUGAUAAUUCAUCUAAAAGUGAAAGUGAUCAGAUCAUUGAAUGUUAUUCAUCAUUAUCUUCUCCUUUAAAUAUACUAAGCACAGAUGAUUCUAAUAGCAAGAACAUGAAUGAAGACCCCUUAUCUGUAUGUAAUGAAGAACUACAAAUUGAACCAGACCUUUAUUAUAUGGACACUGAAUCUGAAUUAGCAAAUAUUAAUACUCAAGAUAGCAAUGAAAAAAUAAGUUGUAGCUCUAAGAAUUCCUUUGUUUGUCGUCUGUGUGCUUCUGAGUUUGAAGAAAAUAUUGAUCUUUUGCGACAUGCAUUUGUCCAUUCUUGUUAUGGAUUUUACCAGUGUUCCAGUUGUGUUACAUUCUUUACUACAAAAGAUGAAUUAGAAAAUCAUUUCAAAUAUCAUGAAUCAAAAGAUAAUACAAUUUAUUGUGAUGUUUGUAAUUUGGGUUUUCAAACAGCUUUAGACUUAGCAACACACACUUGUAAACAAGACAGUUUUCCUCCUAAUAAAUGUCCUGUGUGUUAUAAAUAUUUUCGAUCUGUAUCAAAACUCAAACAACAUAUGAAAUUUCAUGAAACGGCUCGACCUUCUUAUUGUAAUAUUUGUGACAAAUUUUUUCCUGAUGACAUUAAGCUUCAAAAGCAUUCCCUAUAUGUUCAUAGUUCUAGGAAGGCCCACUGUUGUGAAGAAUGUGGUAAAGUUUUCAAAUCUGAAGCCUCUAUGAAAUAUCACCAAAGAGCUCAUCAGGCUGAGGAAAGGAUUAAACCUUAUACUUGUGAACGUUGUGGAAAAUCAUUUAUGAGGAAAAGUAUGUUAAUCAAUCAUAUGACAUCUUCACACAAUCAUACCAACUUUGAAACACCCUGCUUUACUUGUAAGCUUUGCAAUGAAGCAUUCCCAAGUACAGUAGCUGCUGUUGCUCAUAUGGAUAAUCAUCAUAAAUUAGAAUGCAUGGAUGAAGCUACCUAUAGCUUUGAAAUGCAUACUAUAAACCGUUUAUUUGUUUGUGAAUUUUGUGAACGUUGUUAUGCUGAAGGGUCUGUUUUAAACUCACAUCGUGAAAUGCAUCCAUCUGAUUCACCGUAUGAAUGUAAACUAUGUGAUGCAGUUUUCCCAUCUAUUGAGGAAGUCAAAAUUCAUAGAAAAAAUUAUGCUAGUGAAAAAAUACCUGCUGAAUAUAUUGCUGAUUUUACUAUACCUAAAACAUAUUUGUGUGAAUAUUGUGAAAGAUAUUUUUUAAAUUAUGUCAAGUAUACCGAACAUUUAACUGUUCACUAUGGCCCAGAACCUUAUCAAUGCCGUUCAUGUCCAUUAAAGUUCGGUACUUUGGUUGACGCUAUGGAACAUAGAUCAAUACAUGGUGAAUCACAGUUGCAAGUAGAUGAGUACAAUUUUUAUCGUCCAUAUGAAUGCCAUUAUUGUAGCAAAACAUUUGCUAUUGAAGAUGCAUUAAUAAAACAUAUCAGAAUGCAUACUGGUGAAAAACCAUUUAUUUGUGAUCAGUGUGGUAAAGGAUUUUCACAAAGUUCUGGACUUUAUACUCAUCAAAAGGUGCAUUCUUCCGAACGACCUUAUUCUUGUACAGUAUGCCCUAGAAAAUUUAAAAUAAAAGGUGAUCGUGAUGUACAUGUUAGAAAACAUUCUGGAGAUCGUCCUUAUAAGUGUGAAUUUUGUGGUAAAGCAUUUAUGACUCAACAUGUUUACAGUCAACACAGAAAAAUCCAUACAGGAGAACGACCAUAUAAGUGUGAUGUUUGUGGAAUAGCAUUUAGAAGAUCUCAUGUGCUUACAGUUCACAAAAGAAUUCAUACGGGUGAAAAACCUAAUAUUUGUGACAUUUGUGGCAAAAGAUACCGUCAAAAAGGUGAUAUGUUAAAGCAUCGAAGAGUUCAGCAUGGAAUAUUGAGCACCAAACAAAAUAUCAAUUCAAUUGUGGACAGUUGA
Nezara viridula (southern green stink bug) is the source of this 2784-nucleotide messenger RNA. Lineage: Eukaryota; Metazoa; Arthropoda; Insecta; Hemiptera; Pentatomidae. The record is from the annotation of a GenBank genome assembly.